AUGGCUUUACCGGCGGUUUCAAAUAUCGCGGCUCCUGCCUCCUCGGGUCGCCGCGUUGGGUCAGCCUCCUCAGUCCUCAUACACGGUUUUCUGGUUGCCCAUACACUCCUCUGCGUCGCAGUCGUGGAUGUAUGCGGCACACGCGUAUACAGUCGUCCCUCCCGUCACACCUGGGCUUCACUGUCGCCAUCCCUCGGCUACGCCGCUGCGGAGAGGGCCUAUGACGCCCUUCCGCUCGUGCGUUCCAGCCGCGGAGUGACAAGUUUCGAGGGCACAACUCCCACCCCGGCGCUGUCUCUGCCUCUGGCGCCAUUUUCUCUCCUCUUUGCAUCCUCCCACGUCGCGCCCACGGCGCCCCAGUGGGGGCAGCCGCGAAGCGACGGACGGGCUUCGAUGAUGGGUGAUGGAGUACAGCCUGUUCAAUCUUCUGGAAAGGGUCGACCGAUACUGUCUGUGGCGUUCCUUCUCGUAGCCGGCGGCAACGCUCGCGCUCGCAGCGCGGCCGUUCUUCCUCUUUACGGGGCACACAGCGAAGCGACGUUUUGGAGGCACUCUCCAGAGUCGCGGUCGGCAUCCUUCCUCAGCACCCCGCAAGGCUCUUUUUCGCCAGGCUCUCGGGUGCGGCAGGAAGGCGCCUCUGGGUCAACUCUCCGCGGCUUCUCUGCGGUCGCGGCGUCGCCCGCAGGCGGGUGUGGCUCCGCAGGUACUGCCGCAUUGCUUCGCUGCUCGCGGGAAGCGCCCCAAGGCAGUCUGCAGUCGCGGGCCUGCGCGUCCAUGAUCCACGCUGCCGAUUCUCGGUCAGGCGACGGGCAGAACCCAACGGAGGUUGACGCGGCGCCGCGCCGCUCCGCUUGUCGCCCCGACCGCGUGGGGGCAGCACGUCGACGAGGCUUUUCUGUGAUAUGCGGUGACAGUGGCGCGUCUGCGCCUUUUUCACGCGUCGCGGGCGGACUGAACGGAUUUCGGCCGCAAGAGCGCGACGCCGCCCUUCUGGAGACGACGAGCCCGCGGAGGCAUCGCCCAGCUGCCACAGAGGCGCGGAGACCGCCGCAUGCCUUUUUCCGCUCUCCGGGGCAAACGACUGUAAAAGAGCCGCCUCUGGUAUAUUGCCUGACGGGUUCCGCGCCCUCCGCAUCGAGCAGGGAAGGCGACGCGGACUGCCCUGUCGCAGGCGGGGAGCGAUUCGGUCAGACAGUUGAAGCGACACAGGGCGCAGGAGGGGUCCGACUCGCGGAGGUUCGAGAUACGCUUUGGCAGGCGCCCCUGCGGAAGCUCCCGCGCGACGCCGACGGACGCCCACGCGGCGUCGGCGGCGUCGCCAUGCAUGCGCACCACAACCGAAAACGAAACAAGCUCAACAGACCGUAUGGCCAUCGGCGCUGUCUGCUGCGGAACCUUUGCACCGAGGUGCUGCGUCACGGGGCCAUCACUACCACCUACACGAAGGCGAAGGAGUGCCGCCGAGCGACAGACAAGCUGAUUAUGCUCGCUAAGGAGCCUUCGCUGCACACGUAUCGUCAAGCGCUCGGCUACCUGUACGACAAAGCGCUGACCAGGCAGCUCUUCCUCGAGGCACCUCAGCGGUUCGCCUACCGCCCCCACGGCUUCUGCCGGUUGACAAAGCUUCCAUUCUGUCGUCUUGGAGACAACGCUCGAAUGGCUCGUCUCGAGCUGAUUGACUAG
Molecule: messenger RNA, 1683 nt
Organism: Besnoitia besnoiti
Lineage: Eukaryota; Apicomplexa; Conoidasida; Eucoccidiorida; Sarcocystidae
Product: putative 50S ribosomal protein L17
Exons: 3
Coding region: 1-1683 (560 amino acids)
Biological process (GO): translation
Cellular component (GO): ribosome; cytosolic large ribosomal subunit
Molecular function (GO): structural constituent of ribosome
Source: RefSeq, a predicted model, not a curated record